GAGCUUGCGGAGAAGCUGUCAGAGUGGCGCCUGGUCGAUCGGCAUGUUUUCGAGUGGACGAGUGGCUCCUACGAUGACGACCCAAUCCUCAUCGCCCAAAACGGUAAGAAUCUCGACUGUGCCCUCAUCUUCACCGGGACGAACACCUUCGGCGAGCUGGGCUCGUCCGUAAAGCAGCACCUGACGGGCUACUGUGGCUUCGACCAGGUCCAUGCGGGCUACCGCGAUGAAAUCUGGCAGCUGUCCGACCAUGCGAUAUGGCCGAAGAUCACCGCAAAAUUGGCCAAGUGCAAUCGUGUGAUCUGUGUUGGCCAUUCGCUGGGCGGCGCCAUGUGUGACGUUUUCUCCGGUUGCAUCAACAGUGGUCAUGCCGCCGACGCAGACUACAAGAAGCUCAUGUGGUACAAAGGAGCGCCAGAGCUCAUGCCGGAGAUCGGCAGUGCGGAAGAGGCGGCAGCAUUGGGCAACGGUCCAGGCGGCCUCGGAACGGUCCAUGCUUUGUUCACCUACGGCACGCCGGCCGUGGCGGAUCCUCCGUUGAAGGAUUCCAAGACUGCCAAUGGCUGCUUCAAGGGUCUCCGCGUCUACUCUGAAAACGAUCUCAGAGGCGGUGGCAAGCAGAUCGAUGCGCGCACCUUCAGCGACAACUACUUCCCUCACCCGAAGAUGAAUGUCCUGUCCCUGCAGUGGAAUCAGGAUUCGCAUUUCGACAACUGUGUCACCAAGGAUGCAGACAGUGUGUGGUGGCCACAUCACAAUGGACUCGCUUACGAGGACUGGUACCAACAUUCUGCGAAAGUGUACUGGGACCGCUUGGAGCAGCUCGUCGGGAAAGCCCCGAACAACGAGCUGUACGCUGAGGCCAAGAAGUUCGUGAACUUUGCAUGGAGCGCCGAGCUCACCAAAGAAGAAGUUCUGGCCAUUCUGAAGCAACAUAUGCCUGGAUGGAAUCUCGCGGCGCGAGAGCCUCUCAAGGAUCCGGAAGAGCCGGCUCUCCUGGCACAGGAUGCCGAGACGCUAGACUGUGCCUUGGUAUUGCCCGGCAACUGGGCAAGCAGGAAGAAGACGUAUGGUACCGAGUUUUGUGGGAUGACCAACGUCCAUCACGGCUACCGCAACUACCUCGUGGAAAGCGUCCAGACGCCGAACUGGCGAAAAAUUUCGAAGCUGCUGCCAAAGUGCAGGAAUGUGAUGUGCCUCGGCCAUUCCCGCGGCGGAUCCAGCUGUGAGCUUUUCGCUGCUUGCAUCAACAACGGCAAGCUCGAUGACCAGGACUACCGACGAAUGAUGUGGAGCGAGGAACAACCGGCCAUCCUCCCUGCGAUCUCCUGA
Molecule: messenger RNA, 1332 nt
Organism: Symbiodinium sp. CCMP2456
Lineage: Eukaryota; Dinophyceae; Suessiales; Symbiodiniaceae
Source: the annotation of a GenBank genome assembly